AUGUUCUCCCCUUCAAAACAUCGAUCGUUAUGGCAAAUCUCAAAAAGAUGCAUCAGUUCGAAUGAAGUCGCGCAGGCACUUCGACCUUUUCUUUUCCUGGUUCAUCCCGACAAGUGAGUUUUUAAUUGUAUUUUUCAAAACUUUUUCUAUCUAAAAAUCCCAUUUAGGUACGCCAAGUUUCCCGAAAUCCAAACGCAAAACGAGAAAUCGUUGCAAAUCUUCAACGGAUACAUGAAUGACCUGUUCCCAGUGUCGCCAUCCUUAAAGCCGACCAAGGUAGAAUUCAAAUCAAAGUCCGUUUUGUUACCGUUUAUGCUUCAGGUCAGUUUCUCGAUUGCCGACAAACAAUCGACAACAUUCCGAAAGAUUCACAUCAACCUGACAGGCACGGAUCCAGUGAAAAUUGUGCGGUAAGUAGAAACACGUGGUCACGUUUUGUGAUAUGAUAACGGUUUUUUACAGCGACGCUUUGGAAUCAUGCGAGUUGAGUACAUCUGAGCUCAAGUUCAAAGAGACCGUCUCAUCAAGGAACAGUCCGGGAGGCAAAGGUUACACGACAAGCAACGUGGAGGAAGAUUUGCUCAGAUCGUGGGUCAAAGUGUAAAGAUUGAUCACGAUGACCAUGAUUUUUCAGCUACUUGAAACGAAAAAAGGCGACAAUCAUCACGAAUCUGUAUGAUUCAUUGACUAAUCAACGGGAGGAGGCAAUGAAGAAAACGAGAGAUGCAAAGACACUGCGCGUGUCGAUCAAAGAAGACAUUGCUGACUUGAAGUACCAAACACAACUCAAAGAUGUAGGUUUUCAUUUUUUAUCAAAUUUACUUGCUAUUAGGUAGAAAAUGGUCUAUCUGUGUAAUAUUAACAUAAAUAUCACCUAUCGAGACUAAAAACGCCAAAAACAUUUCGACAUGUAGGUUUUCACCUAAUUUUUUUUUCUGUGAAAAAAACCCUCGAUAUUUCUCAGGUCGUGUGGCAAAUGACAUGGGAAGAGUCGCAUAUGCGGCGAUGCAUUGCAAACGUGAAUCGUAUGCUCGACCAAGCCAUUCCGGAGACCAGAGUCAUAAUCGAGAAGGCAUUCUUCAAGAAUGUUCUGAGAUUCGGAAGAGGAUCUUUCACUUGCUGCGACGGAUCUCUGCAAUUGGGCGCUGACAACGUGCCGGAACAGUGGGAACAAGCCUGCCAGGAGCAUCGAAUUCGCAAGAACCAAAUUCCACUCUUGAAGGAGACAGCAAAGCAAAUCGAGCAAACUUUCGGAGGAGCACAGAUACUACUCCCUCAUUAUAAGGGUCUCGCUCAGACUUUGACCCAACUGCAAACCUUGAGAGUGAGGAUAUGGAAGAAAGAAGCGUUGCUGAAAAGGGUGGAGGAGUCGGCUGCCAACUCGAUGCUGGAAGUGGUCACUUCUUAUGAUGAGUUGGCGAUCGGUAUGGAUGGGAGGCUCUACAUUCCGUGCAAUGUUGAUGUUCCGUCGCUCGUCACGUUUUUGGAGGAAAAUGCGAAGAAAGCAGCGGAAAUCAAUCAGCACAUGCAUCAUCUGAUGGUAAGUUCAAACAUAUUCUUGCAAAACUGAAUAUUCGGUUGCAGAAUGAACUGGAAUUUGCGCGUGAGGAAUGCAUUCAAGAGCUCAAGUUGACCGGAUUGAAAUGGGAACCAACGUUUGCUCCGGAGAUUGUCCUUAACUGCAUCAACCGGCUCAUUCAAUGCUCUCCAGAAGUCAGACAGUUGGUUUCGGGCCUUUCGAUCCUGAUUUCAACCAACCCGAGCAUUUAUGUGACAAAUGAUGGAACAGUAUCCAUUCCAUUGAACUGGUCAUAA
Molecule: messenger RNA, 1815 nt
Organism: Caenorhabditis sp. 36 PRJEB53466
Lineage: Eukaryota; Metazoa; Nematoda; Chromadorea; Rhabditida; Rhabditidae
Source: the annotation of a GenBank genome assembly